Molecule: messenger RNA, 1136 nt
Organism: Cimex lectularius (bed bug)
Lineage: Eukaryota; Metazoa; Arthropoda; Insecta; Hemiptera; Cimicidae
Gene: Arl5
Product: ADP-ribosylation factor-like protein 5B
Exons: 6
Coding region: 436-975 (179 amino acids)
Biological process (GO): intracellular protein transport; protein localization to Golgi membrane; vesicle-mediated transport
Cellular component (GO): cytoplasm; trans-Golgi network
Molecular function (GO): GTP binding; GTPase activity
Source: RefSeq, a predicted model, not a curated record
GCUUUGCCAUCCUUGUUGUCCUUUCGCUUUCACCCGUCUCCCCACCUCGCACACGGACGAGGGACGGUUCGACGAGUUACGACCCGAGUGCGAGUACCAUUUGCAUUUCCCCCUUUCGCCGAGGUGCGGGGAAAAGAAUCUUGAAUUCCGUUGAAUCGCCUUUCUGGAGAAGAAGAAAAUAGAAGAAAAAAAAUCCGACGAAGCGCCGGCAGCCUGGACGAGUUACGGGGCCGACAUGACGUUACACGUUCCCGUUAUAUAAGCGCCGUUUGGGGAAAAUCUUUUCUAGACAGAUAAAAUUAGAUAAAAGACGAAAAACAAUCCAGGACCCGUCCCCUUGGGGAAAAAAAAAUAACAACGGCCCUUCUUCGGUGCUGAGCCAAUGCUAUUAUUGGAGGAAAGCCUGCCGUUCGAUAAAAUAAAACCGGGUCUACAAUGGGGCUACUCCUCUCCAAGCUAUGGAGCCUGUUUGGAAACGAGGAACACAAGAUAGUGAUCGUCGGCCUUGAUAAUGCCGGAAAAACGACGAUACUGUACCAGUUCCUCAUGAAUGAGGUUGUAACGACGUCGCCAACGAUAGGCUCCAAUGUCGAGGAGGUUGUAUGGAAGAAUAUACACUUUAUAAUGUGGGACCUGGGUGGGCAGCAGUCGUUGCGCGCCGCCUGGACUACUUAUUACACAAACACCGAAUUUGUUAUUUUAGUAAUCGACUCGACCGAUAGAGAGAGACUGUCGGUUACGAGGGACGAGCUGUACAGAAUGCUAGGACAUGAGGACCUGUCAAAGGCUGGCGUUCUGGUCUAUGCAAAUAAACAAGAUAUAAAGGGGGCGAUGUCUGCUGCGGAGAUAAGCCGCCAGCUUGACCUGACGAGCAUCAAGAAACACCAGUGGCACAUACAGGCGUGCUGCGCGCUUAGUGGGGAAGGGCUGUACCAGGGGCUCGAGUGGAUCUGUUCGUGCCUCAAGCGCAAAUGACGGGCCGUCUCGACAAUACAUCGGACUUCCAGAGUUUUUUGUUUUGUCUACUUCUGUAAAUAAACAGCCCUACCUUACAAACUAUACAAAAAAAAAAAAAAACUUUUUGUAAAUAAGAUUCAUUUGUAAAUGCUCAAUAUUUUGUAAAUAUAAACAACGGA